Messenger RNA from Kwoniella botswanensis, 1260 nucleotides. RefSeq lists its product as uncharacterized. Bases 1 to 1260 code for a protein of 419 amino acids. Lineage: Eukaryota; Fungi; Basidiomycota; Tremellomycetes; Tremellales; Cryptococcaceae. Gene Ontology annotation, molecular function: peptidyl-prolyl cis-trans isomerase activity. The transcript has 9 exons. Gene Ontology annotation, cellular component: chromatin; nucleolus. The record is from RefSeq and is a predicted model, not a curated record.
AUGGCCGUCAAGAUGAACCUCUGGUCCCUCACCCUCCUUCCUGGAGAGCGAUACCCCCUCUUCGUCCGAAGAGAUUUCCAAAUCACCAACGUAGCCCUCGGUGAAGAGCUCGUCUCCAAGGACGGACGAUCAGUGGUCAAAGUCACCCACAACCCUAUCCCUUCUUCCGCUUUGGAAUCUGAUUCCGAGUUCGACUCUGACGAGUACGACUCUGAAUUCGACGAUGAGGAGCUUGAUGACGAGGAAGAUGAUGAAGAGGAGGAGGAACCUAAAGCUGCUAAGAAAGCCGAUGGUGUCAAGAAGGCAGAGGUAGAUGCUGAGAUGGAUGAAGACGAGGACUCUGAAGACGAAGAUUACAGCGUCGAUGACUCUGAUUUGGAUGGUGAGAUCGAGGAGACCAAUGUCAUCACCUCUCUUACCGCUGGACGAAUUGAACAAGCUACCGUCAACCUUACUUUCGUUGAGGGUGAUGUUGUGAUCUUCGAGACCACCGGUGAAAACGCCGUUCACCUCCUCGGUAACUACAUCGACCAAUUCCCAGAUGUCUCUUCCGACGACGAAUCCGACUCUGAAUUCUCCGGCGAUGAUGAUUACUCCGACAUCUACGGUUCGGAUGAUGAUAUUGAACUUGACACUGACGAGGAAGAGGCUGUCGCCAAAAUCACCGAAAUCCCUGUUGAAAAGCCCGCUAAGAAAGCCCUUCCCGCUGCUGAAGCCAAACCCAAGAAGGCCGAAGCUCCUGCCGCCGAGAGCAAACCUGCUCAGAAGCGAAAGGCUGAUGACAUCGACUCUCCUGCCAAAGCUGCUCCCGCCGCUGCUGCUGACGGCGAAGCUUUGAGCAAGAACCAAAAGAAGAAAUUGGCCAAGAAAGCCAAGGUAGAGGGUGCUGCUCCCGCCGCUGAGAAGAAGGAGGAGAAGAAGCCUUCGAAGAAGACACUCCCUUCCGGUCUUAUCAUCGAAGAUGUCAAAGUGGGUGAUGGACCUGUAGCCAAGACCGGUAAACGAUUAGGUAUGAGGUACAUUGGUAAAUUGACCACUGGAAAGCAAUUCGACGCCAACACUUCCGGAAAACCAUUCACAUUUGUUCUCGGUAAAGGUGAAGUGAUCAGAGGUUGGGAUGAAGGUUUGGCCGGUAUGGCUGUAGGCGGCGAGAGGAGAUUGACCAUCCCCCCUCAACUCGCUUACGGCAGUCAGAAACUCCCUGGUAUCCCUAAGAACUCCACACUCAAGUUCGAUGUCAAACUUGUAUCGAUCAACUAG